UAUCGAGAGAGAUUGACCAUGGUUCUUUUAGUUAAUUAAGUUCGAGUUUAUUUGGAAGGACUUGAAAGAAAAAAAUGAUUUGGAGAAAUAUUGUUCCCGAUCCGGAAAAGAAAGGCGGGUUUAAGAUAAUUCGGUGGAAUUAAUUUUCAAACGCGCGCGAAUUAAUCCAUCCCAAUCUGUUAUUGCUCCAUCCGAGUUAACCUUGAUCUUCAUUUAUUGUGAAGACGACUUAAGGUACAGCACACAAGCGACAUUUGACGUUUUUGCAGUGGAGCCCGUUAAUGAACUAUUUUCGUAGUUUAACCUUUUGCCGAAAGUAUUUUUAAUUUGUUUUGUCUAGGCCUGAGGUGUUCAAAAUAAUAAUUCAAAAUGUUUUUCUUAAGAAAGCUGACGGGAUCGUCAAGAAUUGUUGAAAAUGGGAUUAAAAUAAUAAUUUACAACUCCCAAUUUGGAACAACCUCUAGUUCCAUAAAAAUAAAGCAAAAAAUAGGCUUUAUUGGUGAUGGAGCAAUGGCUAAAGCAAUCUGCAAAAGCAUUAAAGGGAAAGGUCUAAUAAAUUACUCCCAGGUUUAUGUAUCCAGUCCGUACAUAAGAAAUUUGGAUUCAUGGAAGGAGCUUGGUGCCAACGUGACUACGGAUAAUGCCGUGGUAGUUAAUGAAAGUGACAUAAUAUUCUUGGCGGUAAAACCCCAUAUCCUUAAAGACGCCAUUGCCCAAGUUGCUAACAGCGAACUGGCCCUCCGGAUAAAACAUAAAUUGUUUAUAUCGAUACUGGCCGGUAUUACGAUCAAAGAUUUGGAGGAGAUGCUGUUUCAAUUUGAAGGCAGCAGGGUAAUUAGAGUAAUGCCAAACACGCCAAUGAUGAUCGGGCAGGGGUGUACGGUUUAUUGUCCUGGGACGACAGUAACAGAGAAAGAUUUGAAAGUAGUUCAAACGAUGUUAGAAGUAACUGGCAUGUGCGAAAUGUUACCAGAACGCAUGAUUAACGCAGUAGGAGCUGUAUCUUCAAGUGGACCGGCUUUUGUUUAUCUAUUUGUUGAAGCGCUUUCCGAUGGCGGAGUCCGUAUGGGCUUGCAUAGGGAAAUGGCAACAAGAUACGCUGCGCAGACAGUAAUGGGAGCCGCCAAAAUGGUACUCGAAACUCACAAACACAUGGGAACAUUAAAAGAUGAAGUGUGUUCAGCCGGAGGUCAAACAAUAGCCGGGAUUCAUGCUCUGGAACGAGGUGGAGUGAGAGGAGCUGUUAUGGAUGCAAUUGAAGCAACGGCAUUAAAAGCUGCAGAGUUGGGCAACCAAAAAAAAUAGAUGUAUCACAACUAAAUUUAAUAUUGAGGAAGCAAUAUACAAUUGCAUAACACUACUAUAAGUUAC
Messenger RNA from Cylas formicarius (sweet potato weevil), 1371 nucleotides. RefSeq lists its product as uncharacterized. Gene Ontology annotation, molecular function: pyrroline-5-carboxylate reductase activity. Gene Ontology annotation, biological process: L-proline biosynthetic process. The record is from RefSeq and is a predicted model, not a curated record. The transcript is spliced from 6 exons. Bases 370 to 1305 code for a protein of 311 amino acids. Lineage: Eukaryota; Metazoa; Arthropoda; Insecta; Coleoptera; Brentidae.